Molecule: messenger RNA, 1560 nt
Organism: Acomys russatus (golden spiny mouse)
Lineage: Eukaryota; Metazoa; Chordata; Mammalia; Rodentia; Muridae
Gene: Gpm6a
Product: glycoprotein M6A
Exons: 7
Coding region: 483-1319 (278 amino acids)
Biological process (GO): neuron projection development
Cellular component (GO): plasma membrane; neuronal cell body; filopodium
Source: RefSeq, a predicted model, not a curated record
AUUAUGGGUUGGUGGUCCGCUUCACGCUAGGAGGACACCCCUCCAUCUGUUCACAGUUCAGCCUGCUUCCAAUUUAAAGCUGAGAUUUCAACACAAACCUCAAUUUCUUUCCCCCAUUUUAAAUGCAAAGCAAGGCUUGUGAAUCCUAGUGUCUCUGCUCCUAGAAUUCAGACCACUUUCCACUCCCCCCUCCCAAAAUUAUCCGGGUGUUUGUUUGAAUACCUGCUUGCUGUGGCACACAAUGGGCAGCUUUGAGAAGAAAAAUUGAUAAUCUUCACGGAAGAGUAAUUUGAAUGAAAUUACACUUGACAGCCAGUCUCCAAACAAACAAGAGGCGCGAGGGAGCCUCAGCUAAGCUCCAAGGACUUGCCCCAGCCACUGCUGCUGGAGCUGCCCAGGGAAAAAAGAGCACCUGCUUUUUCAACAUCUAAUUGAGCUUUUGACUAAUUCCGGACGCCAGAUUCUCCCGAAAAAAGCUAGCCAUGGAAGAGAAUAUGGAAGAAGGACAGACACAAAAAGGGUGUUUUGAGUGCUGUAUUAAAUGCCUUGGAGGUAUUCCCUAUGCCUCUCUGAUUGCCACCAUCCUGCUGUAUGCAGGCGUGGCCCUGUUCUGUGGAUGUGGUCAUGAAGCCCUUUCUGGAACAGUCAACAUUCUGCAGACCUACUUUGAGAUGGCAAGGACUGCUGGAGACACGCUGGAUGUUUUCACCAUGAUUGACAUCUUUAAGUAUGUGAUCUAUGGCAUCGCGGCGGCUUUCUUCGUCUACGGCAUUUUACUGAUGGUGGAAGGUUUCUUCACGACUGGGGCCAUCAAAGAUCUCUAUGGGGACUUCAAAAUCACCACGUGCGGCCGCUGCGUGAGCGCCUGGUUCAUCAUGCUAACAUACCUCUUCAUGCUGGCCUGGCUGGGCGUCACGGCUUUCACCUCGCUGCCAGUGUACAUGUAUUUCAAUCUGUGGACCAUCUGCCGGAAUGCCACACUAGUGGAGGGAGCAAAUCUCUGCUUGGACCUUCGUCAGUUUGGGAUUGUGACAAUUGGAGAGGAAAAGAAAAUUUGUACGGUCUCUGAGAAUUUCUUGAGGAUGUGUGAAUCUACUGAGCUGAACAUGACCUUCCACUUGUUUAUUGUGGCACUUGCUGGAGCUGGAGCAGCAGUUAUUGCUAUGGUCCACUACCUUAUGGUCCUGUCUGCCAACUGGGCCUAUGUGAAGGAUGCCUGCCGGAUGCAGAAGUACGAGGACAUCAAGUCAAAGGAGGAACAAGAGCUUCACGACAUCCACUCCACUCGCUCCAAAGAGCGGCUCAACGCGUACACAUAAACACGCUUCUGUGUUCCUUACCGCUCGAAUGCAUUGGUGUUUAAUUAAGGGCCAUCCAACCAUCCAACCUGUGAAAAGCAAACCGAGAGUGCUUCUCAUCAAAGAGAUCUAGGGUGACUAGCGGAGCCCCUGAGUACAGCUCUUUGCUGUUUAGCAUUCAAUCUCUUGAUUUGUUAAAUUGGAAUUACCAAAUCUCAUCUACAAGCUCCUAUUCAGUUUUUGCUUUUGUUUUUGUUUUUGU